Messenger RNA from Clunio marinus, 1598 nucleotides. Lineage: Eukaryota; Metazoa; Arthropoda; Insecta; Diptera; Chironomidae. The record is from the annotation of a GenBank genome assembly.
AUGAAUUUUUUGUACUUAAUUUUAUUAGUUUAUCUUGUUAAUUGUCUUAAAUGUGAAGAUUUUAGUGAUGUCAAUGAAUUUAUAAUCGACAUCGACCUACCAGAAAAUCAUUUAUCUCAAUAUUUUAAUAAAGUACCUGAAUUUGCAAAGAAAGUCAAUCAAAGUAGCAAUAAAGUUUACAAGGAAUUCUUAAGUAGCGAAAGAUAUGAUCGUGAAGUAUGUUGGGGAUAUGAAUAUAAUUGUAAAAAUCCUUUAUAUACUCAUAAAUGUCCAGGAAAUCACACUGGUUACGUUGAAAGUAAAAAAGCACAAUUUGAGGUUUUUUACGCCCAAGCCGAUUUUGGUUUUGUAAAGCAACAGCUUCAAGAAUUAAAAGUUUAUUGUGAGCCAACGUUUAUCACUGAUUCAUCACUUGAAUGUUCAAAAUAUCUUCGAUUUUGUCGAGGAAGAAAUCUCAUGCUCAACUUCACAAACUUAAUAAAUCGUAAAGAACCGUUGAGAUAUGCAACAGAUGUUUUAAAACAGGGUGAAAUUGGUGGCUUUUGUAAAUUCAAUGAAAAGGAAUUUAAUGAGCAAACUGAACAUUUGUCAGCGUUGCAAUCGUGGGGACCUGAAUUGAGAUACUUUGAAUCUUUAUCGAAGCGACCAAUUGAAGAUGAAUUGUGUGAUGUUGUGAUCGAUAAACCAACAUACAUCAUGAAAAUUGAUUCAACAUACAACAUGUAUCAUCAUUUCUGUGAUUUCUUCAAUCUUUAUGCUUCACAACAUGUAAACUUUACACAUCCUGGCGCUUUCUCGUCUGACGUUAAUAUUCUUAUUUGGGAAUCUUACAUUUACUCAUCACCAUUCUCACGUGCAUUUGAAGUAUUUUCAGAAAAUCCUAUUUGGGAUUUAAAUACAUAUCGUGGUAAAGUUGUUUGCUUUAAGAAUCUCGUUUUUCCAUUACUUCCAAGGAUGAUUUUUGGUCUUUACUACAACACUCCAUUGAUUAAUGGUUGCGAAAACAGUGGAUUGUUCCAUGCAUUUGCCGAGCAUGUUCUUCAUCGUCUCCAGAUUAAACAACAUCCAGUGGAAAUGAAAUCAAAACUCAGAAUAACUUUUCUCUCUCGUGAAACGAAAUACAGAAAAGUUCGUAAUGAAAAGAAACUCUUAAAAAGAAUCUCAUCAAACAGUGAUUAUGUUGUGAAACGAGUGAAUUUUGCGAAGAACAUUUCAUUCGAAGAUCAGUUAAAGAUCACAAGAAAUACUGACAUCUUCAUUGGAAUUCAUGGUGCUGGAUUAACUCAUCUACUUUUCUUACCAAAAUGGGCAACACUCUUUGAGUUAUACAAUUGUGAAGAUCCAAAUUGUUACAAAGAUCUAGCAAGACUACGAGGUGUUAAUUACAUUACUUGGGAAGAUGAAAGUUUACUCGAGGCAAGUGAAUCUGAUUACGAAGAUGGAAGCCACGCAAAGUUCAAAAACUUUUCUUUCGAAGUUGAUGAGUUUGAAAGACUAGUUAAGAAAGCUGCUGAUGCAGUCAUAAACCAUUCAGAUUAUAAAGAAUUUGUAAAGAAAUCGUCAAAUAAAGAAAGUCAACAUGAUGAGCUGUGAAAAUG